Olea europaea var. sylvestris is the source of this 780-nucleotide messenger RNA. RefSeq lists its product as uncharacterized. NCBI's taxonomy places the organism in Eukaryota, Viridiplantae, Streptophyta, Magnoliopsida, Lamiales, Oleaceae. The record is from RefSeq and is a predicted model, not a curated record. The coding region runs from base 1 to 780 and encodes 259 amino acids. The transcript is spliced from 4 exons.
AUGUCUUUCCUGAAGACCUCCCUGAUCUAUUGCCCCCUUUACGGGACAUUCAACAUGCUUAUAGAUCUUAUCCCUGGAUUGUCUCUUCCAAAUUUACCUCAUGCUGAGCUUCAAAGGCAAGUAGAGGAGCUCCUUCGCAAAGGAUUUAUUCGUGAGAGUCUAAGUCCUUGUGCGGUUCCCGCUCUUUUGACUCCUAAGGAAGAUAGUUCUUGGAGAAUGUGUGUUGAUAGUCGUGCCAUCAUGACCAACCGGGAACAACAUAGAGAUCAUCUCACACAUGUUUGUUCUACCCUUCGCGCCACAAGCCUGUAUGCUAAUGUGAAGAAAUGUUCUUUCUUCACAGAUAAAGUUGUAUUUCUAGGUUUUAUUGUCUCCAUGACAGGAGUGUCUGCUAACCUUGCAAAGUUUCAGGCCAUUGUUGAGGAAUUUUAUUGGUCGCACGAAGCGGCCAAAGCAUUUAAGUUGGUUAAGAGGCGAAUAACAGAAGCUCUAGUCAUGCGACUUCCUGAUUUUUCCAAAGUUUUUGAAGUAGAAUGUGAUGCCUCUGGACAUAAAAAGGGCAGUGAAAAUCAAGCAGGGGAUGCUUUAAGUCGCCGCAUUUCACUUUUAACCAAUAUGAGUGUCAAGGUCAUAGGUUUUGAACGACUCAAAGAAGAUUAUGAGUCAUGUCCCGAUUUCAAGGACAUUUUCCUUGCAUUGAUAUUAGGUUUUCGUCUAGAGGAUGGUUAUUUAAGUCCAAUAAAUUGUGCAUCCCUCGGACUUCAGUACGAGACUCUAUAG